This is a messenger RNA of Xyrichtys novacula (pearly razorfish), 1497 nucleotides long. Lineage: Eukaryota; Metazoa; Chordata; Actinopteri; Labriformes; Labridae. The record is from the annotation of a GenBank genome assembly.
AUGGGGGACUGGAACUUCCUCGGGGGGAUUUUGGAGGAGGUGCAUAUCCAUUCUACUAUGGUAGGCAAGAUCUGGCUCACCAUCCUGUUCAUCUUCCGCAUGCUGGUCCUCGGCGUGGCAGCUGAGGACGUCUGGAACGACGAGCAGGCCGACUUCAUAUGCAACACUGAGCAACCUGGGUGUAGGAACGUCUGCUACGACCUGGCUUUCCCCAUCUCCCUCAUCCGCUACUGGGUGCUGCAGGUCAUUUUUGUGUCAUCCCCCUCACUGGUUUACAUGGGCCACGCUCUGUACAGACUACGAGCCCUGGAGAAGGCUCGGCAGAAGAAGAAAGCCCUGUUGAGGAAGGAGCUGGAGCUGGUGGACAUGGAGCUUGCAGAUGCGAGGAAGAGGAUAGAGCGGGAGAUGAAGCAGCUGGAUCAGGGGAAGCUCAACAAAGCUCCUCUGAGAGGUUCUCUGCUGCGGACAUAUGUGGCUCAUGUUUUCACCCGCUCUGUCGUUGAAGUAGCUUUCAUGACAGGCCAGUACCUCCUCUAUGGCUUUCACCUCCACCCGCUUUUCAAGUGUGAGCGGGACCCUUGUCCAAACGCUGUAGACUGCUAUGUUUCCAGACCAACAGAGAAAAGUGUCUUCAUGGUGUUCAUGCAGUGCAUCGCUGGGAUUUCUCUCUUUCUGAACAUCUUGGAGAUCAUACAUCUGGGUUACAAGAGGAUUAAAAAGGGCAUCCUGGACUUCUACCCUCAAUUAAGAGACGAUAGAGAGGAGCUUGAUGAGUACUACGUCAAUAAAUGUAAAAAAGAAUCAGUGGUGCAAAUAAGUGUACCCCCCAGAAAAGCGACGAUUGCCUCUGCACUCAGUGACUACAACCUCCUGAUGGAGAGGGCGCAGGGGAAUAUCAUGUUCCCAAACCUAAUCAAACCCUCAACUUUUCUUCCCCUGCAGGGCGAGCUGACCAAUCAGCAUGAUUUGGAUGAUUCUAGAUGUUCAGGUAGAAGCCCUCAGGAUUGUAAGUGUAAUCUGACUACCAAUGCGUCGUGCUCUCCGUGCUGCGACUGCCUGAUUAACCCAAAGCAGGAGGCUGAGGACUUUCUGCACCGCCUUCCACACACCAAGGAGGAUGACAGCAGCGAGUUAGGGAGCCCGGACUCCCCAAAGUGCCCGCAGAAGGCCGCUCACUCGUCCUCCUUCCCAACGCUGCCAGUAAGCGCAGUGAAGAAGCCGUUUAAGGCUCACGGAUCUUUCAAAUGCUCCACCGUGUUGGAAGGUAAAAGUUCAGACACAGAUUCAUACGGGGGAACAAUAGCCAGUAAUGGAGCCCCGUCGGCUCGAACGCAAUCAAAGUCUGAUCACAAGCAUCAAAGCCGGCCCUCCUCUCCAGAGUCAGUGGGCAGGUCCAGUUCAGGGUCAAGGAACAACUCCAGAGCUCCUUCCUCCAACUGCAAAACAUCGAUGGCGAGUAACACGAGCAGCAGGAGAGCGACAGACCUGCAAAUCUGA